AUGCCAUCUGUGCCUCCAAGCUCUGAUUCUACCUCCUGCCCCAGUAUGACAGAGACUCAUGUGGCUAAUGGCAACGUGGAGGUUGAUCUUGGCACUGAUCGGAAAUGGAUUCGGCCAGAUUUGCCAAGCAAGUGCACAUGGGCUCUGGGAAAACCACAGGCAGACUCCCCACAUCAUCAUGUAGAACUGUGAGUAUGCAAAAUUGGCUAUUCUGUGAUGUGUGACUUGGAAAAGACUAAAAUCUUUUACCCCUUGUAGGAAACACAACCCCCGAAUCCUGCCAAGCAUCCUGGACAAAAUCGGAGACACCCCACUCGUUCGAAUAAACAAUAUUGGAAAGAUACAUGGGCUGAAGUGUGAGCUGUGUGAGUACAUGCCAGUCACUUGCUGUCACUCUCCUGGUUUUACCCUGCUGUUCUCUGCCCAGCCUGUAGUGCAAGCCGCAGAAAUAUAAACACAGCAUCACAGGUACAGGUUCAACUGCACGCUAUCCCAUCAUCACACCAUUGCAACGCGGUGAGCCUGACGUUAUCCCCGCCGCAACGCGGUGAGGCUGGCAUUAUCCCCGCCAGGGGCGCGCCUAGCUCUGUCCCGCCAGGGGCGUGCCUAGCUCUGUCUCGCCCCCCCCCCCCAGCCAGGGCCGCGCCUAUUUCUGUCUCGCCCCCUCACGGUAAAGGCAUUUUGAAAAUACCUACAGUUUUAUUUCUAAGUUUGCUGGGCUUUGCAGAAAAUUUCAUAACCAAGCCUUCUUUUGCCCUCCCUUAUUUCUGCAUUACCAUUGUUCAUAUUGGGUUGCAUUAAUACCCUCAUGUGUUUCUUUCCAUCUCCCCCUAGUGGCAAAGUGUGAGUUCUUCAAUGCGGGGGGCAGCGUCAAGGAUCGGAUCAGUCUGCGGAUGGUGCAAGAUGCCGAAAGGGACGGGAUCCUCAAACCAGGAGAUACAAUAAUUGAACCAACAUCUGGAAACACUGGUGAGGGGUUAAAGCUUAUACAUGACAUUGCAAUGUAUUAUUUAUUUAACGAGAAUAUAUUCCAUAGCAUUAUAGGACAGUUAAACAAAGCUUAUUGUGACAGUAAGGGAAGGCAAUAAAGCACAUAGAGAUUAUCCACAUUCUGUAUGUUAACUAAACCCAUAGAAAGAGGAGAUUGGCGGGGGAUACAGUCUGUAUGUAACUAAACCUAUAGAAAGAGGGAGGAAAGACCUUGGCGGGGGAUACAGUCUGUAUGUAACUAAACCCAUAGAAAGAGGAGAUUGGCGGGGGAUACAGUCUGUAUGUAACUAAACCUAUAGAAAGAUGAGAUUGUCGGGGGAUACAGUCUGUAUGUAACUAAACCUAUAGAAAGAGGGAGGAGAGAGAUUGGUGGGGGAUACAGUCUGUAUGUAACUAAACCUAUAGAAAGAGGGAGGAGAGAGAUUGGCGGGGGGUACAGUCUGUAUGUAACUAAACCUAUAGAAAGAGGGAGGAGAGAGAUUGGCAGGGGAUACAGUCUGUGUGUAACUAAACCUAUAGAAAGAGGGAGGAGAGAGAUUGGUGGGGGAUACAGUCUGUAUGUAACUAAACCUAUAGAAAGAGGGAGGAGAGAGAUUGGUGGGGGAUACAGUCUGUGUGUAACUAAACCUAUAGAAAGAGGGAGGAGAGAGAUUGCUGGGGGAUACAGCCUGUAUGUAACUAAACCUAUAGAAAGUAUGUAACUAAACCUAUAGAAAGUACAGGUAAAGGUGAGAUUUACUUACAUGAACCUGUCCCUAGCAGACAUGGCCAUCUUGACCCGGCAGGUCCUCUUCAGAGCCGACGUGACUGCUGUACUCUUGUACGUGUGUUUUUUACAGCAUGAGGUCUAUGGAGGAUACCGCGAGAUCCUACAUACACUGCUAAUAUCCUGCAGCUGGUCGAUAUUCAGAAUCCGCUCUGAGAAAGUCAGGAGGAGGAGAAAUACACAGACACUUUGUCUUUCUAUAUCUCUUGACUGAAUUGGAAUUUGAGUGAAAUUCCAACCCAGUCACAGUGAGUAUUUCAUAAGUGUCUAUCAUUCUGAAAUACUCAUUAUUUAUGGGGUUCUGUGCAGUUUCCCUCCACAUAAUCAAAUCUCACAGCAGUGAGUGAGCAUGUGUUUGCCAAUGAGAGCUAAUUUCUAGUUUUGGGGGUAGGUUGUUGAACAUUUUGUAGGAGAGUUUCCUGAAGGACACCGGAAGCCUUCGUAAGGUUGCUGUUGUGCAGUUAUGAGCUUUUUAUUGAUCGCAACCUGAAUUCCACAGGUAUCGGACUGGCUCUGGCUGCCGCAGUGAAGGGAUACCGCUGUAUUAUUGUCAUGCCGGAGAAGAUGAGUAUGGAAAAGGUAAUGAGAGUCUCUAUGCAUGUAAAAAUAGAGGGGGAACUGUAAUUACAUUUUGGGCAAUGGAGAAAUGGAUCACUCCGUACCUGUGUGGGUGGUGAAUCCUAUCUAGGUGGUUUUUAAUUUUUAAAUGGUGAAAGUCGAUGAACAGCAUCAACAGUGCUUUGUAUAUAUAUUUUUCAAGUACUUCAUUAAAGAGCAACAAACAUAUGAGAGAAUUUGUUUAGACCCUUCACAGGUGUAACACAAACAACUCUGCAAUUCUAUGCCAUUACUGCUUCAUCCACUAGAUCAGGGGUAGGCAACCUUUUAGCAGCACUGUGCCGAAAUAAGAUUGUGAUGUUGUCGUCUUUUUUUUUUUUUGUUAAAUAGAGGUGUGUAUGUUACCGUAUUCUGCUUGUUAUUUAUCCUGCAGUUGCUUUGUAUUGUUGUAUUUGUGCGUAUAUGAGCUAUUAUAUUGUAUAUGUUCAUUAGUAGUUUGUGGUAUUGUGUAUGAUACCUAUGAAUGUGGCCUGUGUAUUGGGGAUGCUUGUGGAAUGUGUGUAUGUGAGGGGCUGUUUGGGGAUUUGCAUGUGUGGUGGUUGUGUGCAUGUAUGUGGAUUGUUGGUGGUGGUACGUUUGUGUGGACUGUCUGAAUUAUUUGUGUAAGGGGGAAAGUUAUUCUGCAUUUCUGUGUAUAUCUAGUAGUAUGGGUGGCUUCCCUGGGUUCCAGUGGGGACCAGGCUGGCCAUAUACAUGUCAAGGGCAGGUGUUGCGAUAGCUGUCGAGGGCUGCUCUACUCCAGUGUGGAUUUCCAUUCACAAGUGCUGAGAUCACUACCUCUACCUCUAAGUGCUGCAAUGCAUAAAUUGAGGAUUGUCCUUCACCACCUUUUCGUAUUUGCAGAUAUCUGAAGCCUGUUUGGCUCUAGGAGGCUUGAGUGCCGUGCAUGGCACACGUGUCAUAGUUUGCCUACUCCGGCCCUAGAUGGUGGUAUGUGAUCAUGUUUAGUAGGAUUGUCCUUGUUUUCGCCCCUCUAUCCUCAAGCCUCACAUUUUAUGUAAUGUUAUAGUUUUAAUAACCAUUAAUUAAAGGAGACCUCCUUGAUCUCUACAAAACCCCAUCUUGCUCUGUCAGUCAUUUAAAACACGAUAUGGUUUUUGUUUUAACAAUUUAGUAAGUCUACCCCAAAGAGAACCUGCAUGUUUUUGCGUGGUAUGGAUAAAAGUUUGCAAUACAGUGUGCCUUUGCAAGCCCCCCCCUCUUUCCACAGGAAAGACUUUUAAUUUGUGCCAUGGAAUAUUCCAAUCGGAGGCUUCUCAUUGAGAUCCUCGGAGCUGGACCUUCGAUCCCGCGUGCACACGCAAUGCUGACUUUCCUGUGUCUCCCUUAGGGGGGAGAUGCAGGCAUGCGGUAACUCUGUGGAGCUAAUGGAUGAGGAUGGAAACUUGCCUGGCUGUCUGACGGUUAGUGUUUGAGUGACAGUCAGGAGGUGUCUCUGCCAAUUGAUCACUGUAGUCAGUAUCAUAUAUAUCUCGAUCUCUCUCCCCUCAGGGGUUAAAUGUAUUUCCUUAAUUCAUUUUAAAAUUAUAUAUUUAGCUGGGGUGGGUGGAAGUUAGUGGGGAAUUGGCGAAUUUGGUGUUAGGGCUUAACGAUAAAAAAAAGUUUUUUGAAAAAAGUUUUAAAGUGUUUUAAUAACAUUGUAAAAAAAAAAUCCCACCCCCUUUUACCCAGGCCUAAGAAAAAUUAACCCCUUCCUUGCCAGUUGAUCACUGCUUACAGUGAUCAAAAUACAGAUCACAGUAUUCUACUGUGAUCUGAAUUUUAUUUUUAACCCUCUAAGGGGUUCAAUUUAUUUAAUUAAUUUCAAUAUUUUCAAAUUAUAUAUUUUGCUAGCUGGGGUGGGUGGGAGUUAUGGGAAAUUGGGGAGUUUACUGUGUGCGGCUUACUGCUAGUUAGGGAUUAACGGUUAAAAAAAAAAGGGUUAUAAAAAUGUUAAAAGUGAAUCUUAAAAAAUAUCAAAGUUUUUUUAAAAAGUAAAAAAAUUCCCAUUACCACUACACCUGGAACAAACUAGUGAAAAAAUUAUCCCAGGGUGUAUUCUUUAAUAAAUAGUAUGUGUUUGUGGGGAAGUUUCAUUAACCAACCGUCUAAAUUACUCCGAAUUGCAACAUGGACACAGCGUAAAACUUCAAAGUUAGAAAAAAAACUGUCUGUGUCUCAAAUGUGCCCCUUCAACAUCCACAUAUACCUGGCAAAGGUACAUACGGGGGUUUUGCUGUACUCAGACAACAUAGCUGAGGAACAUAUGUAGUAUUAUAGUAUUACCCAGUCGUAGCACACAUAAGAUUUGCAAAAUAUACUGCGCAAACUCACUUUGUGUGUCAAAAAGGCCGAAAAAGUGCUUAUUAGCACUACACUUGGUACAAGCUAGCAGAAAAAUGAUCCCACGCUAAGGUUCAAAAUAUGCCUUUUGAAAUACCCUGGGAUUUCUUCUUUAAGCAAUAGUAUUCCUUUAUGGUGUAGUUCAAGUGCUCCAAAGUGGGACACGGAAAAUGCACACUUAAAAACCUGAACUUGUCACGUCUCUUUUACAACACUGUAACUUCACAAAAUAGUGUCUAAGUUCAUGCUUGCCGAUAUGCUGGAGAUGUAACAAGAGUUGGCUCUUUUGUUCAAAGUUAGUGGGAGUGCGAUAUAGUGAUGGAACUUUGGAUGAAGGUUUUUGAUAUAGUAGAGAACUUGGUAAACAAGCCUAUUCGUAAGGCUCCGGAGAAUACUAUUUUGCAUUUGAAUAUUAAAAUAUUACAAUGCAAAGAAGUAUAUAUAUAUUCACCCAUUUAAAGGUAGCAGUCAAAAUAAUCAUAGCACGAAACUGCAAAGUCUCCACACCCUUUUCUCUAGAUACUUUGAUAACACAAGUUAAAUCUCAAUUAAUGAUUGAAGCACAAUUAUAUAAGUCACAGGGAAUGGAUACAGGGCGUAAAAAUGUUGGCGAGUAUUGGCUCAAAACUAUGUCAGGCAGUCAGACCUUGAGCUGGAAAACAGGAAGACGGUGUUUAUGCAUGUAUGUGCGCAUUUGUGUGUAUGGGUAUGUACGUGUGUGUGUGUGUGUUUCAUAUUGUCUUUCCUUUGGCUUUUCUACUAUGUGGUAGGAGAUCCUCCAAACCCCUCUUUGUCGGUGUGUAAUUAUGUCUCUACUGUAUUGUGAAAGUUUGAUAGAAGUGCAUGUAUUUGCCCUAAGUUUGUACGUAUUUAAGAUCUACAAAGAAAAAUAUAUAAUAACCAGAGAAGCUACAAUUUCUGGGGAAAUUGUGUGAAGUGUUCUUGCCUCCACCUGUAGUCUACAACUGGAGUGGGCGGAGUAACUGUUAUCAUUUACAUAGCACAUUUAAUUGCAACGUUGUUGCACAGUUACAUUAAACCAUACAUUUAUAAAAACAUUAGCAGGUGUUCAAAAGGCCCUGUCUAUGACAUCACUUGCUGCUGCAGCUUGACACAGGUCAGAGUAUUUUGGCGGUUGCCAUCUUCAAACGGUCGUAUCUUAAAAACUAUAACUCCUACAGUGAAGAGCUUUAUAUUGUGAGAAUCACAAGACCCAGACCUACAUUUUGAUGCAUAGUAUGUCUCUGAAGUAUUAAAAUGAAGGCACAGUCGCAGUUUAGAAAUUGCACUUCAAAUUUGAGCUUUGUAGAGUGAAGUUUCAAAGAAUGUCAAUGGACGGCGUUAGUUGCAAACAAAUGAUUAUAUUGUGAAAACUAUCAGGACUAUGGCUUAGCCGUUGACAUGUUUAGUGGCAGCAGGGAUAGCUGAACGUUUUGAUAUAAGAUUUGUGUAGGUGGGCCUGAAAAUAAGGGAGUGGUGGCAGUUUAGAAAUCAUGUCCUGAUUUUUCAGCUUUUGCCAGCUCCCACUCUAGUUCUGAACAUUUUGCCAUUCAUUCCUCUCGGACCAAUUUCGCCACAAGAACGACGAUAUUCCGUGAACCAUUCGGCGAAACGUUCCAGAAAGUAAUAGCAAUCCGAUCGGGAACAAUCUGCACAUUUUGGUAAAUUUUUGUCUAUGUAGUGUAAAAACUGUGGGAGGAGUUAGGGUGGCAAAUUUGGCUAUAAUAAGAAUAAAGGUAAAAUAGACUGGUCAUUAUACAACAAAAAGUAUAAAUUCACCUGUGUGCAGAUAGAAAAACACACUUAAUGGGUAUUAAGUGAAAAAACACAUAAAUUACCCUUAAUUAACUGUAUUGUAGAUGGAAGGAUUCCUCUUAUAUCCUCAAGACAAUAAUAACAAAAUGGCAAUCUACAAUACAAAAGUAAUAAAGACGGACAUAGCGCAAUACUGUUGCAAAAUAGGAAUUAUAGAUAUAAAUGAUUGCACUCACAAAAACAAUUUGAUUGAAGGCAUAUCAGAUAUAAUGAUGUAUAAACUUCAGGACUUGUGGAACAUCGGUAUCAUGCAUAGGAGGAAAAAAUAUAAAUAAUAGUGCAGAGUAUCCAAGUAAACAAUGACACACUUUAUUAACAAAUACACUUACAAAAUAGAAGUGUCAAGUAGGCACAUCAAGCUCAGAUGAAGAAAAAAACGAAUCCCAGUAUCAGGGUCCAGUGGAGCAGGAAAGCCAAAUAAAAAAUGAAAUAAAAUCAAUGAUAAAUGAAUAAAAAAUACUCUAAGCAAUAAAGGACAUAAGCCCUACGCGUUUCGUUCAAUAAUGAACUUCCUCAGGGACAUCUGACAUAAUACUGUCCAUAUGCAUGCAUAAAAUAACCCAAACUUCUCCCUUUAAAAUCCGUCCGGCUAUUCCUUUGACUAUUCUCAGACGCUAGUCUGGCCAUUCUAAGGUCCGGUAACCGUCUUUCUGUGGGUUUCACGCUGUGUGAAGGGGUCACUGUUGUGACAUUGGUCACUGUCAUGACAUUACACUAGGGCCAUGGACCCUGCAGGUGUUAACCCUCUCGGGCCGGUACCUGAUGACCGGUUUGAAGAACUGGACCAUCGCAUGGACCAGUUCGCUAUUGCGGUACAAACCUUGCUAGCUCGUACUGCCCAUCUCCAACCGGAGGAGCAAACCCGAGUACUCAGACCUCAGGAACAACCCAUGGAAAUGGGUACUCCUAAUCAUGCUACCUCCCCUCUCCGUUACGGGGGUGAUCCUAAAGGUUGCCGAGGUUUUUUGAACCAAGUUAGUAUUUAUUUUGAGCUUCAUCCGAGAGCAUACCCUACAGAUAGGGCAAAGAUAGGUUACAUCAUCACUUUAUUGGUUGAUAGGGCAUUGACUUGGGCGAAUCCUCUAUGGGAGAACGAUAACCCGAUAGUGUUUAACUAUGUAGAAUUUGUCACAGCUUUUAGGAGGGCUUUUGAUCCUCCAGGGAGGAGAACUAAUGCUGCCAAGACCUUGCUACGUAUGAGACAGGGUUCUCGUUCUCUUGUUGAUUACGCUCUAGAAUUCCGUACCCAUGCGUCCGAAGUUAGAUGGAAUGAACAAGCGUUUAUUGACGUAUUCAUGAACGGGCUUUCAGAUAAACUCCUAGAUGAAGUUGCCACUAGAGACCUACCCAAUGUGCCAGAGGAACUGAUCACAUACCUUUCCCACAUUGAUGAGCGUCUCCGACACAGACAGAAUACUAGAGACAGACCUCGACGGGUGCCAGAACGCCUAGCAUUAACCUAACCUUCAUCCGAGACAACAGCAGUCGCUCCUCCAGAACCUAUGCAACUGGGAGUUAUGCGUUUGUCUGAGGAUGAAAGACAAUACCGUUGUAGGGAGGGACUAUGCCUAUAUAGUGGCCGAAAGGGACAUUCUCGUUCAACCUGUCCUAACCGGCCGGAAAACUCCAGCACCUAAGCCCUCAAGGAGGACAGGCCUUGGGUGUAAUGUGUAUGUCCUCCUUUAAUGAUAAAAAAGAUCAUAGGCUUCUUCUACCUAUUGUCAUUGAAUGGGAAAAGAAAAGAGUGCCAACCAUUGCCUUAAUAGACUCUGGGGCGGCCGAAAAUUUUAUUGAUCAUAAAUGUGGUCAGGAACAUGCUCUCCCAUUUCAAAACAGAUCAACACCCUUGGCCGUUGAGGCCAUAGAUGGUAGACCAUUAUCAAUCCCGUUUAUCACACAAGAGACUCUUCCAGUGGUGUUGUCCGUAGGUUCCCUGCAUAAGGAGGUUAUAAUCCUGCAACAGGUCACUUCUCCCAUCUUCCCGGUUAUUCUUGGCUUUCCUUGGCUCUCUAAACAUAACCCUUCUAUAGAUUGUGAGAAAAAAGAAAUUGUAAAAUGGAGUGAGACUUGCCGCAGAAAAUGUAUUACCCCUAUUAAACACGUAGGUCUACUUAAUGUACCUACUAUGGAACCUUUAACCACUCAGAUACCCAGACAAUAUUGGGAUUUGAAAGCAGUUUUUGAACCAUGAGAGGCAGAAAAAUUACCUCCACACCGGCCCUAUGACUGUCCCAUUGACUUAUUACCCGGCACUAUGCCCCCUAGAGGCACAGUUUAUCCUCUCUCGGUAGCCGAGAAUAAGGUACUAGAAGAAUAUAUCACGGAAAACUUAAGAAAGGGGUUUAUCACUAAAUCUUCCUCCCCUGCUGGUGCUGGUUUUUUUUUUUGUUUCCAAGAAGGAAGGGGACAUAAGGCCCUGUAUUGAUUAUCAGGGUUUAAACAAAAUAACUCUAUGUAACACCUAUCCUAUUCCUUUAAUCACAGAACUUUUCGAUAGAUUAAAAGGGGCGACUUAUUUUUACGAAACUGGAUCUGAGGGGAGCAUACAAUCUAGUCAGGAUUAAAAAGGGGCACGAAUGGAAGACUGCUUUUAAUACUCGCUAUGGUCACUACGAGUACAGGGUCAUUCCAUUCGGGUUAUGUAAUGCCCCAGCAGUCUUUCAAGACUUCAUUAAUGAUAUUUUAAGGGAAUAUUUGCAGAUGUUUGUUAUCGUCUACUUAGACGAUAUUCUAAUCUACUCCAAGAAUAUUAAAGACCACCAUACUCACGUUAGGUUGGUUCUUUCUAAACUCUUAGAAAAUGGACUUUACUGUAAGUUGGAGAAAUGUCAAUUUGAUAAGGACACUGUGCAUUUUUUGGGCUAUAUAAUUUCAGGGUCUGGAUUUCAAAUGGAUAAGAAAAAACUAGAAGCUAUCCUUAAUUGGCCCCUGCCCGUUGGACUCAAAGCUAUCUGGGAUUUGCCAAUUAUUAUAGAAAAUGUAUUAAGGGUUUCUCCUCUAUCACUGCACCUAUCACUGCCAUGACCAAAAAAGGGCAAAAUUCUCUGGAAUGGAAUCUCGAGGCCAAGGAAGCUUUUGAGAGACUUAAAUUGGCUUUUUCUUCUGCACUGGUGUUGAGGCAUCCCAAUCCCUCUCGUCCGUUUAUAUUAGAGGUGGAUGCAUCUGAAACCGGUAUUGGAGCGGUGCUGUCUCAACGUCCAUCUGAUGAUCAACCAUUGCAUCCCUGUGGAUUUUUUUUCUAAGAAAUUAACUGAGACAGAAAAGAGAUAUGACAUUGGGGACAGGAAAUUAUUGGCUAUUAUCUCUGCUCUCAAGGAGUGGCGCCAUCUGUUAGAAGGGUCUACCAUUCCCAUCACCAUCCUUACGGAUCACAAAAACCUUUCGUAUUUUGGAGAAACUAGAAGAAUGUCAGACAGGCAGAUUAGAUGGUCUUUAUUUUUAACACGAUUCAAUUACAUAGUAACUUACAGACCAGGAUCAAAGAACACUAAGGCUGAUGCCUUAUCCCGUCAAUGAACACUUAUCACCUACAGUAACUCUUUUUUUUUUUUUUUCUUCCAUAAUCCCAUCCAACCACAUAAUCGCAACCGUCCACGCCAAAAUCUCUUCAGGGUUAAUGGAGGAAUUAUCUAGGUUUCAGGAUCAGACCUCAUUGACUAUUCCCAGGGGAAAAUUAUACGUACCCUUGGCUUAUAGGAAAAAGGUCUUAUCCCUUGUACACAACUCCAAAUUGGCAGGGCAUCCAGGCAUUCACAAAACUGGCCUUCAUACAAGAAGGACGUUCGCAGGUUCAUUCUUGCUUGUAGGGUCUGUGCCUCCACGAAGUCCUCCAAAGGUCAUCCUUUGGGCCUCCUUUUGCCAUUGUCCAUCCCCGAUAAACCCUGGUCAAGUAUUGCUAUGGCUUUUAUAGUGGAUCUACCUCCCUCCAGGAAUCAUAGGGUUAUAUUGACUAUAAUCGACAGAUUCUCUAAGAUGACUCAUCUCAUCCCACUAAUCAAAUUGCCCUCCUCUUCUGAACUGGCCUCUUUAUUUAUAAAAGAGGUAGUACGUUUACAUGGCAUACCUCAAGAUAUUACUUCUGACAGGGGUCCACAGUUCAUUUCACGGUUCUGGAGGGCAUUUUGUGACCAAUUAGGUAUUAUCCUUAACCUUUCUUCUUCUUCUUACCAUCCCCAAUCUAAUGGGGUUACGGAAAGGAUGAAUCAAUGCCGCUGUUUCACUUCUGAGCACCAAGACGAUUGGGUGGAACUGCUUCCAUGGGCUGAAUUCGCCCAUAAUAAUCUGAUGCAUGAAUCCACUCAACAUAGUCCCUUUUUUAUUAAUUAUGGGUUUAAUCCUACAACUUUGCCGAGUUCUUUUUCAUCUACAGGAGUGCCUAGUGUUGACAGCACUCUUCACAAUAUGAAAGAAACUUGGUUAGGGGUUAAACAUAUCUUAACUCAAAAGACUCAGAUUCAAAAGAAGAAUGCGGAUAGACGACGCAGGGCUGCUCCUACGUUCGUAGCAGGUGACAGGGUUUGGUUAAGUACCCGCAACAUAGAGUUAAAGGUACCCUCGAUUUCAUAGGCCCGUUUCAAAUACUCAAACGCACCAAUCUGGUCUGUUAUAGUUUGAAAUUGCCAAAUACUAUGAAGAUUCUUAACGCUUUUCAUGUUUCCCUUCUCAAACAUUUCAUUUGUAAUCGUUACACUCAGAAUAUCUCCACUCCUCCUGCCGCACCCGUGGAGGAUCAUGUUGAAUACGAAGUUAAAUCUAUAUUAGAUUCCCGGAUUUCUCGGGGUAAAUUACAAUAUCUCCUUGAUUGGAAAGGGUAAGGUCCCGAAGAACGGUCAUGGGUCGAUGCAUCUGAUGUUCACGCCCCUCGUCUGGUUCGUCUGUUUGAGAGGCGGCGCUCUUGUGGGUUUGGUUCCACCCGCCCUGUGGGCGGUUCUCGAGGGGGGGUACUGUAACGAGCGCUUACCUUUCCCCGCCGGUCCCGCGCAGCGCCGGGUCCUCCUCCGAUAUUUCCGAGGGGCGGCUCAGCUCUUCUGACGCCGGCCGCUCUGAACACGCCCACAUUUAUGACGCGGCGCAUGCGCGCCGACGUCAGAAAGAAAAUGCCGCCAAAAUUCAAACGUGGCCACGCUCCCGGACUUUUUGGGGGCGUGGCUACAAAAUUAAAGCCAAAGAACCCACACUAUAAAAGGGCUAUCAUGACACUUGUCAGAUGCCCUAGUGUGGUUCUUGUUUAAAGUCCCCUGGUGCUAUCUUAUCUGUUUGUCCUUCUUGGUAAUUGACCCUUGGCUAUCUCUCUGACUAUUCUGUGUUCUGGUUUCCCGUUACUUGGCUUGGAUAAUCGUGUGCCCGUCUUCCGUAUUCCCUUGACCUCUGGCUAUUCCUUUGACUAUUCUCAGACGCUAGUCCGGCCAUUCUAAGGUCCGGUAACCGUCUUUCUGUGGGUUUCACGCUGUGUGAAGGGGUCACUGUUGUGACAUUGGUCACUGUCGUGACAAUACCGAUGUUCCACAAGUCCUGAAGUUUAUACAUCAUUAUAUCUGAUAUGCCUUCAAUCAAAUUGUUUUUGUGAGUGCAAUAAUUUAUAUUUAUAAUUCCUAUUUUGCAACAGUAUUGCGCUAUGUCCGUCUUUAUUACUUUUGUAUUGUAGAUUGCCAUUUUUUGGCAUUUUGUUAUAAUAAGAAUAUAUAUGUGAGAUAACAUUAAGUGGUCUUGCUAUGCAAGAACACUUAAAUAUGACAUCAUUCACCAAAUAACAGGGUAGUGGGGAAGCAAUUUAUUUACUUGUUUUGUAAUGGAGAGGAGAGAGAGAGAGAGAGAGUCUCCCCCGGAGCAUUCAAUGCCAUGUAUUUUUUUACGUCUAGGUCGUAUGAUCUAUAGGGCGUUGUAAGGAUACAUAAUGAUCAAACUUAGAUAGUAUGUAAUUUUAUGUUCUUUUGUAUAUUUGAAUGAUAUAAAAUUUUAAAAGUUUAAAAAAUAAAAUAAAAACAUUAUGUCUAGGUCAUACAUUGGGUAUAUUGUUUUACUCAGAAGAUGUAACUGAGCAUAAUUUGGGGGAUUUUAGGACCGUGGUACAUAGUGCCAUUUAUUUUUUUUUCCUCACCACAAACAUUGACAUAAAUUGGUGAAAAAAUGGGGACAAGUUAAAGGAUCACUAUAGGCUCAGGAACACAAACAUGUAUUCCUGACCCUAUAGUGUUAAAACCACCAUAUAGCCCCACUGGGCCCCUCAAGCAUCCAUAAAUAUAGUAAAAAUCUUACUGUAUUCAAUCCUGAAGCUGUAGAUCUGCAUGCUGUUAGACUCAGAAAAAAAGCAGUCUGCUGACAUCAUCACAAGUGGUAGCCUGAUCCAAUCACAAUGCUUCCCCAUAGGAUUGGCUGAGACUGACAAAGAGGCAGAUCAGGGGCAGAGACAGCAUGAUUCAAACACAGCCCUGGCCAAUCAGCAUCUCCUUAUAGAGAUUAAUUGAAUCAAUGAAUCUCUAUGAGGAAAGUUCAGUGUCUGCAUGCAGGAGAUACUGAAUGUUUGCAUUUUAGGCAGCCAUGACCCAGGAAGGAUCUCUAACAGCCAUCUGAGGAGUGGCUAGUGAAGUUAUCACUAGGAUGUAAUGUAAAGACUGCAUUUUCUCUGAAAAGACAGUGUUUACAGCAAAAAACCUGAAGGUAAUGAUUCUACUCACCAGAACAAAUUCAAUAAGCUGUAGUUCUGUUGAUUAUAGUGUCCCUUUUAAGGCACAAUAAACACCAUAUAAGAUACCCUGGGAUGUCUGCUUUAUCAAAUGAAAGCCCUUUUGUGGGGUUAUUUGAACAGUCACACUGCUAUAAUACCCUAAAAUGAGACAUAGGCCCAUCAAAUCUGUCAUUGAAAAUUCUAACUAUAGAAACUGAAAUAGCCUUAUCUCUUAUAUGGCAUUGUAACUUUACAGAAUAGUGCCAAAGGCAUACAAUGGGGGUAUUGUUAUACUCAGCAGAUGUAGCUAAAUACAAUAUGGGGUUCUGUGCAGGAAUAGCACACACCAGCUUUACGAAAUACACAUUACAAAAACCUUGUUAUAUGUGUAUAUGCCAAAAUAGAGAGAAAACACAAUUUUACUCCAAUAUUUAGCAGAGAUUGGCGAUGAAAUGGCUACGUAAGAUGUGUCAAACUAACCUUCGGUAAAUAGCCUGUGAUGGCUACUUCAUAUAAAUAUAUACUUUUGUGUGGCAGUUUUUUUUUCUGUGAUGGCUACUAAGCCUACAAGACAAACAAACCUACUUCUAAAAUGUUCACAUUGAGAUUUUAUUUUAGGCCUUGUAUUUUGUGACCUGUAACUUUCAAAAUAAGCUGAAAUCCUAUACAUAUUAUGUACUCUGUAAAUCAAGACACAUAAAUAAAUUUAUUUUGAAUUACUUUUUCCAAGCUGGACAUAUUAUGCACGUGCUAUUAUUGCCAAAACUGUGAGAAAAUUAUUUAUUUUUCUUCAUUUUUUUUGGCAUUUGUUUUAUAAUUAAUGAGAGUGUAUCUAUGUAUAUGUGAUAUCAAAGCGCCGUUUGCCCUCUAAAAACCGGUGUAUAUAAUAUGUGUUGGUGCAAUAAAUGACAGAGAUGCAAAUUGAGUUUGAACACCUACAGCAAAAAAUCCAAAAAUGGCUUGUGUCCUGAAGGCGUUAAAUGGAGUCGAACAGCUGUUAAUAUUAUGGUGACAGCUCGUAUUUCCAUUUUUCUCGAUACACCCUGUUGCAAAUUAUAUAUUUUUUUUAAUUUACCUAAAUAAUUGAUGUAAAUAACAGUCAGCAUAAUAAUCAUUGUAAGGAAACCAAGUAUAUUUAAACCUUAUUCGGUAGUUUCCUCCUGAACCGCCAGAGCUUUAGUGAUUAUAGCCCUCCGUUCAGUAGUUGGGGUAGACGAAUCCUAUAGCAAUUCCAAUAGUCUCACCAGAUAAUUCCCUCAGUGAAACACAGGAAUCCCCAAACAUCAGCCGAAGUCGAGAAGAAGGGUACAAAAUGAACUGUCCUUUAAUGGGUACACACAGCUUUUAUGCAAGUCCCCAUGCAAGGGGACAGCCCUCAGGGAGGGACAAACAAUAACCAAUCACAGGCAGUAAAACUUUAGCACACACCCCCAAUUCCCUCCCCUAGCCCAGGAGAUAAUUCAGUCUGAUAAAAUAGUAACUUAUUAUCUCCGGGCUGAAAAAUCACCUUUUUCCCCAUCAUCUAGAACACCCCUUUAUACUGGGGGUAUCCCCAUAAAUUAUAUGUCCCCUGAUAGCCCUGAUCUGGGUGACCAACAUAUUCGAAUUCACCCAGAUCGGUUCAGGGGUUCGCAAAAUCUAUGGAAGUCUUUUGUGACCGGCUCACCCUGGGCUGCAUGCCCAAAACAGUUCCAUGAAUUUGGUGGGUUUUGCCGGUCACUUUCGAAAAAGCAUAAAAACAAAUAAAAAUACCGAAUGGAUCCCUCUGGCUCCUAGCAGCGUUCGUGCCCCUCUGUUGAUUGCACCAAAGUACCGAAUAGCGCUCCUCUAGCUAUUCGGUAAAUAGAGUUCCAGCGAUCGUCUGUUUGGGACCGGUGAUCGGGAAGUCGAGUGUCCGUAAAACAGUUCCAUGCACUCGACGACCAGGUCCCGCUGCCUUUGUUCGCAUGAACAAAGAUGGCCGCGGUUUUCUCUGCCACGUGGCGUUCGACUAAUGAACGCUGGCCGCACAGACAGAGGUAGCAAUUUCACCCAAACCUUUGAUGUUUAAUGAGCCAGAGGGGUGGUCCUUGUUCGGUAGUUCCAUCUACCGAAUGCAAUAGGCAGAAAUGGGGAUAAAAAGGGAAUGCAAACAGUAAAUAACAAAGGGAACAGGGGGUUUCUUCACAAUCAUGUUAUCAACUAUUAAGAUUGCAAUUCAAAUUUUAUUGAACAAACCUCCUGUUGGGGAUAAAAUCAGCCCGAGCCCUUUGUGGAUGAUGAAUAUUUGCCAACUCAUUCAGAGCUAUAUAACGCAUGUAUAUUUGAUCAAAACAAGAUAUUUACAAAUACCAAAAUCUUGGUCCUUUUUCUCCAUAGCAGCCAUUGAUGCAGAGGUAUUCUUUGCAGCAUGAGAUGGUGCAUUUUCAUACAUGAAGAUGAUUUUAUUACGAAAAGCAUAGUUCUUCCUUCUGUACCAUGGAAGAAAGUGGACAGUCAGAAACUCCACAUACUUUGCAGAGGUCAUCUUUACACCUUCAGGGACCCUAAAGGGGCCGACCAGCUCUCUUCCCAUGAUUCCGGCCCAAAACAUGACUCCGCCACCGCCUUGCUGACGUUGCAGCCUUGUUGAAACUGGGUGGCCAUCCACUACUCCAUCCAGGGUUGCACGGCACUCAUCAGUGAACAGGACUGUUUGAAAAUUAGUCUUCAUGUAUUUUUCUGCCCAAUGCAGCCGUUUCUGUUUGUGAGCAUUGGUUAGUGGUGGCCGAAUAGAAGGUUUAUGCACAGUUGCAAGACUCUGGAGGACUCUACACUUUGAUGUCCGUGGGACUCCAGAGGCACCAGCAGCUUCAAAUAUAUGUUUGCUGCUAUAUAAUUGUAUUUUAGCAGCUGCUCUGUUGAUCCGAUGCAUGGAUCUGGCAAAAAUCUUCCUCAAUGUGCCUUUAUCUGCACGAAUCCGUCUGUGCUCUGAAUCAGCCAAAAAUCUCUUAAUAGUGCGAUGAUCACGCUUAAGUUUUCGUGAAAUAUCUAAUGUUUUCAUACCUCGUCCAAGGCAUUGAACUAGUCCACUCUUUGCGGCAGCAGAGAGAUCCUUUUUCUUCCCCAUAUUGCAUGAAAAUGGUGCUCUGCUUAAUAAUGUGGAACACCCUCCUUUAGUAGUUUUUCCUUAAAUUGGGCUCACCUGGCAAUCUAAUUAUCACAGGUGUCCGAGAUUGUUUUCAGUGAUCAAAAGAGCCCUGAGACACAAUGCCAUCCAUGAGUUAAACUGCAAAACAAAAUAUUUAAUCUUUGUGACACUUACAUAGAAUUUGAAUAAUAAUUUGGAACAGGGUGUAAGCAAAAUUUGUGACUUGCUGUUUUUCUUUUGUACUAAGCUAGCCUUGUAUUUACCAAUGGCAUUAUGCAGUAACCUUUUUGAACUGUAGGUGGAUGUUCUUCGUGCUCUGGGUGCUGAGAUUGUUCGGACUCCGACCAACGCGAGAUUCGAUUCUCCAGAAUCCCAUGUUGGCGUUGCUUGGAGGUUAAAGAAUGAAAUUCCAAAUUCCCACAUCUUGGAUCAGGUAUGCUUCCAUUCCACACAGCCACCCUACCCCCAGAUCAGGUAUACCCCAUUCCACACCGCCGUUUCACCCCAUUACACACAGCCAUUUUACCCUAACCCUGAGUCAGAGAUGUUUCUAGAUGUCACAGAUUUAAAGCCAUUUAAUGGAUAAUUGUGCCGAGUGUAUUUUAAAAAAAAAAAAAAAUAAUAGACUAGAUUAGUGCUCAAAAUGGCUCGUAAUUCUACAGGUGACUUAUCUCUCCUCCUUUUCUUUCCAUUCACUGAUCCUCCUGCUCCUGCUCUCUCUCAUCCCUUCCUGUCUGGACAUUCUUUCUCCAUCAUUUCUUAAUGUCCUAUGUCCUGUCUGGUUUUCUCUCUUGUUGUUUCCUGUGAUCUGCACACUUAGUACCGGAAUGCUAGUAACCCCCUCGCUCACUAUGACAGCACCGCGGAAGAAAUCCUAUACCAGUGUGAAGGUUAGUAAAGAGAGCAGUAUCCGUUCAUGUGAGUAGAUAUAGUGUUUGGUGUGGGGGCUGGAAGUGGACUUUUCUGCACUGACUCAUUGUGUCUUCAGGGCAGUUGGACAUGCUGGUUGCCGGAGCCGGAACUGGUGGAACCAUUACCGGAUUGGCACGCAAACUAAAAGAGAAGUGUCCAGGCUGCAAGGUGAGAACCAUUCACUCCUAUAUACCCACGCCAGUAGGUGAGUGUACACUCGUCAUUCACUCCUAUAUACCCACGCCAGUAAGUGAAUGUACACUCGUCAUUCAUUACUAUAUACCCAUGCCAGUAAGUGAGAGCAUGUACUCGCCAUUCACUCCUAUGCCUACCAAUAUUUCUUUUAAAAGGGUAAUUCAAGGUAUAUAAUGUCCUACAUGAUGCAUAAUACAGAACCCGAGAGCAGUAUGCUGUAUAUAGUGACUUACUGAAUGUGAUAUGUCUCCAAACUAGGUGGUUGCUGUGGAUCCUGAAGGUUCUAUACUGGCUGAACCAGAAGAGCUCAACCAGACCGAUAAGACCAGUUACGAGGUGGAAGGCAUCGGCUAUGACUUUAUCCCAACUGUUCUGGAUCGAUCUGUGAGUGCUGCUGCCUAUAAAGACAGUAAUUAGGUGGAGGGAAGGGAGUGGAUCCGGUGUAGGAUGAAGAGAGCAGAAUUUAUUUGGUGUUAUCAUGUGCAUUCAAGAAGAUUUUAAUUAUUUUUGGAGUAAAAUCAUUGUUAUAAGCAAUGUUAAAAACUCCACCCUUUACACCUGGCAGUCCGUAUAGAGAGAGCCGCCUCCAUCUUAGCUCCCUGUCAAUCAUUGUUAUAAGCUCCGCCCUUUACACCUGUUAGUCAGUAUAGAGAGCCGCCUCCAUCUUAGCUCCCUGUCAAUCAUUGUUAUAAGCUCUGCCCUUUACACCUGGCAGUCAGUAUAGAGAGAGCCACCUCCAUCUUAGCUCCCUGUCAAUCAUUGUUAUAAGCUCCGCCCUUUACACCUGGCAGUCAGUAUAGAGAGAGCCGCCUCCAUCUUAGCUCCCUGUCAAUCAUUGUUAUAAGCUCCGCCCUUUACACCAGGCAGUCAGUAUAGAGAGAGCCGCCUCCAUCUUAGCUCCCUGUCAAUCAUUGUUAUAAGCUCCGCCCUUUACACCUGGCAGUCAGUAUAGAGAGAGCCGCCUCCAUCUUAGCUCCCUGUCAAUCAUUGUUAUAAGCUCCGCCCUUUACACCUGGCAUUCAGUAUAGAGAGAGCCGCCUCCAUCUUAGCUCCCUGUCAAUCAUUGUUAUAAGCUCCGCCCUUUACACCUGGCAGUCAGUAUAGAGAGAGCCACCUCCAUCUUAGCUCCCUGUCAAUCAUUGUUAUAAGCUCCGCCCUUUACACCUUGCAGUCAGUAUAGAGAGGUGAGGAGAUUUAUCAAACUGGAUUAUUUACAAAAAAGAUUUUUGCGUGAAUUCAAAGUAGAUUUCAUGUUUAUUGCCAAAAUAUCAAACCUCAAAUAUUACAAGUUUAUCUGUUUUGGUGGUAAAUUUUAAAUUACUAUAAAUUCCCCCAAACUCUGUUCGUAUUUGGUUAGGGGUGUAUGCUGGUUGCACUGGUUUCUAUGAUGAUUGCCCCAGUUUUCAAUGUGUGCCCUGGCUGUGCCAAGACUUAACUCGGUUGUGAUGCGAAUUGCUAAAUCUUUAAUAUAAAAUUAAAAUCUAACUGUGAUUUCACACGAUAAAAGGAUAAACACAACUUGGAGGGGAUGUUCAUCUGUAUCGCAACACCGCACACACACAUUAAGCGAUUGUAGUGUAAAAAGUGUGGAUUUCUAUCUGAAUAAUUGCAGAAACGCCUCCCUGGUUGUCGGACAAGCUGUUUUUAUAUAUAUCCCCCCAAUCAGGGCUUAAAAUGUCAAAUUCUGUACUACGAUCCAGGCCAACACAAGACUGGAGGCCAUUGGCACGCUAACUAACAGUGAAUUUAUACUCCUCCUGGGCUACAUUCUCACUGGCCAAUGGAUAGUGGACAUUUUGAGCCCCGCCCCAGUGAUAAAAUGCAGAAUUAAAUCAGUUUUGUAUUUGGGCAGUGGAUUGUCCCUUUAAGGAGUAGAAUGAGGUGAAGGCAGUGUAUGGCUUGUAGAAUGCGGUGUAUGGCUUGUAGAAUGCGGUGUAUGGCUUGUAGAAUGCGGUGUAUGGCUUGUAGAAUGCGGUGUAUGGCUUGUAGAAUGCGGUGUAUGGCUUGUAGAAUGCGGUGUAUGGCUUGUAGAAUGCGGUGUAUGGCUUGUAGAAUGCGGUGUAUAGAAGGGACGGACAAGCACCGGCAUAUGGAUCAAAGCAGAUGUAGGUGUGGGUAAAGGGAAAUGAGCUCUAGAGCUGGGAGCUAUCACCUACCUGUAAAUGGGGUGGAACAUGCUAUACGUAUACUAAUGGCCAAACCCCCUCAUUGUUUUCUUACUGCCCCUCCAUAUUCCAUUACUUAGUUGCUGGCUGCUGCUCUCCUAAUACUAUGUCCAAUACCUUUUAUUACAGGUUGUUGACAUGUGGUAUAAGACCAACGAUCAGGAAUCUUUUUCCAUGUCACGUGCCCUGAUCAGAGAAGAGGGGCUACUGUGUGGUAAGAAACCCCUUAGAGGAGAUACUAAUGUUAUCUGUACAUGUUUUGCUGUGCUCGGCAUGAUCUGCUAUUUCCACUGCAGGGGGCAGCUCGGGCAGUGCCAUGUAUGCAGCUGUGCAAGCGGCUAAAGAGCUGAAGGAAGGCCAGAGAUGUGUUGUGAUUCUCCCCGACUCUGUGCGGAACUACAUGUGAGUUACAAGCUUGCAGGCAGAGCUAGGUGUGUAUACAGGGAGGGACACCGGAGUGUCGGGCCAGUAUGGAGUAUCAUAGGAAGGUGGUAAGUGGAUGAGACAGCGCUGAUCAACUUAAGGCAGCAACCCUUAAAGGGGAAUCCCUCAAGAUACCCUUAAAACAAAAUAGAUAAAAGUAACAGUAAAAAAGGGCUGCGCCACAUAAAAUCCAAAUAAAAGUCCAGAUCGUGUGUCCUUACGGAUAGUCUUUGUGGAAGGCUGGUAAGAUGGUGUAUUCUUCAAAUACAAUAGUGGGUCCUCUUUAUAUGAAAGAGAGAAAAGACGGACAACCAAUAGUGCAGUAUGUCAGGCUCAAAUUAGGACGUAGUAAAAAAUAAUGGUGGAAAACUCACAUUUGCGAGAGCUUAUAUCCAGCUCUGAGGUAAAGCGCACACUGCGGUAUAAUCCCCGCUUAUGGGAUAUAUGGUGGGAUAUCUCUCCGUCAGGGGUGACCAAUUCUCGAGGAGAAGAAGAAACAACCAAUAGUGCUCACUCAUUCCCUUGCGUCUCUCUUCUAAUCCAUUCCCUGAACACACCUUAACUGGUGGGCAGCAGUUACCUCAGGCAGCUGGUGGUAAUGGAGGUCACGCAGAGUUAUGACGCUGACGCAGAGAUAGUACCUUCAGGCUUUUUGCUGUAAACACGGUCUUUUCAGAGAAAAUGCAGUGUUUACAUUACAGCUUAGUGAUAACUUCACUGGCCACUCCUCAGAUAGCUGUUAGAGAUCCUUCCUGGAUCAUGGCUGCCUACAAUGCAUCCAAACAUUAAGUAUCUCCUCCCUCUGCAUGCAGACACUGAACUUUCCUACUGCUGUAGCCCCCACACUGCUGCCCACCAGUUAAGGUGUGUUCAGGGAAUGGAUUAGAAGAGAGACGCAAGGGAAUGAGUGAGCACUAUUGGUUGUUUCUUCUUCUCCUCGAGAAUUGGUCACCCCUGACGGAGAGAUAUCCCACCAUAUAUCCCAUAAAUGGGGAUUAUACCGCUGUGUGCGCUUUACCUCAGAGCUGGAUAUAAGCUCUUGCAAAUGUGAGUUUUCCACCAUUAUUUUUUACUGCGUCCUAAUUUGAGCCUGACCUACUGCACUAUUGCUUGUCCGUCUUUUCUCUCUUUCAUAUAAAGAGGACCCACUAUUGUAUUUGAAGAAUCCACCAUCUUACCAGCCUUCCACAAAGACUAUCCGUAAGGACACACUAUCUGGACUUUUAUUUGGAUUUUAUGUGGCGCAGCCCUUUUUUACUGUUACUUUUAUCAUAGGAAGGUACAUGUGAGUUACAAGCUUGCAGGCAGAGCUAGGUGUGCGCACAAGGAGGGACACCGGAGUGUCGGGCCAGUACGGAGUAUCAUAGGAAGGUACUUGCAUCUGGGGAUCCACAUUUUGACAUCACUGAUCUAGGAACUUGGCAAUACCUGUUCUUUGCUUUUUUGAAUGUCCAACAUAGUGCUCUGCUUUUAAGGAGAGCUGGUGGAACCAUACUGGCGGCCCACGGAACUGCUGAAGAUCUGUGAAAUAAAAUAUAUAUAUAUAUAUAUAUAUAAUUAUUAUUAUUAUUAUUAUUAGGGAUUGAACCCCAGCAGCCCCAAAGUCCAUUCAAUGGGCACCGCAAACUAUAAAGGCAAGAAAAUCAAUUCUUGUAAAAGAGGAUCACAUGUAGGUGAGUAGCUUUCAGGCACUGAAGAGUUUGAUAGUAGAGUGGGCCUGGGAAAAUGGCCUGGAUGGAAGGAAGUUGUCUGAUCAUCGUAUCACCAGGAAGACGUCAAACGAUUUCCUUCUUUAUUGACUUUUGUUUGGGUGAUGGAGGAUUAACAUUGUGAAUAGAAGUCAGAAACUUCUGGGAGAGCAGAACAAUCUGAAUAGAUUCGUAGAACUAAAUCUAAUCCUUUCUUCAUGAUCUGUAACCUUAGGGCUUUAUGUAAAGAUGGUUUUCCAAUUAAGAUUCAUUGUCCUCAAAGUGUUUGUAUUUUGUCAUUGUUUUUCCUCUCUCAAAGUUGGUGGUAAAAGUAACUAUUCUUGUCCAUAAAUCCUGCCAUAUAUCAGUCAUGGGAUUCAGCAAACCAUAUCAUAGCCUGUUUGUUUACUCAGCAUUGAUAUGUGACAUUUUAUUUUAGACUUAUUAUUUAGAGUGUAAUUAUCCGACUCUCUCUUGAUCUUUCUGUCAUUUUCGUUUGUUUCACUCAGGUCUAAGUUUCUUAGUGAUAAGUGGAUGACACAAAAGCAUUUCCUUAAUGUGGAAGAUUUGGAGGGAAGAAAACCUUGGUGAGAUAUCUGAACUAUUUCUCAUACUUCUCCACUUCCCUUCUUUCUCUCUCUAAGCAAUUCAUCCAACCCUCCCUGUACUCUCCCCUCUCUCCAGGCGCUCCUCCAUGUAUCCUCCUGUACUCUCCCCUCUCUCCAGGCGCUCUUCCAUGUAUCCUCCUGUACUCUCCCCUCUCUCCAGGCGCUCCUCCAUGUAUCCUCCUGUACUCUCUCCAGGCACUCCUCUCUCCAGGCGCUCCUCCAUGUAUCCUCCUGUACUCUCUCUCCAGGUGCUCCUCCAUGUAUCCUCCUGUACUCUCUUCAGGCGCUCCUCCAUGUAUCCUCCUGUACUCUCUCCAGGCGCUCCUCCAUGUAUCCUCCUGUACUCUCCCCUCUCUCCAGGCGCUCUUCCAUGUAUCCUCCUGUACUCUCCCCUCUCUCCAGGCACUCCUCCAUGUAUCCUCCUGUACUCUCUCCAGGCGCUCCUCCAUGUAUCCUCCUGUACUCUCUCCAAGCGCUCCUCCAUGUAUCCUCCUGUACUCUCUCCAGGCGCUUCUCCAUGUAUCCUCCUGUACUCUCCCCUCUCUCCAGGCGCUCCUCCAUGUAUCCUCCUGUACUCUCCCCUCUCUCCAGGCGCUCCUCCAUGUAUCCUCCUGUACUCUCCCCUCUCUCCAAGCGCUCCUCCAUGUAUCCUCCUGUACUCUCCCCUCUCUCCAGGCGCUCCUCCAUGUAUCCUCCUGUACUCUCCCCUCUCUCCAGGCGCUCCUCCAUGUAUCCUCCUGUACUCUCUCCAGGCGCUCCUCCAUGUAUCCUCCUCUACUCUCUCUCCAGGCGCUCCUCCAUGUAUCCUCCUGUACUCUCUCUCCAGGCGCUCCUCCAUGUAUCCUCCUGUACUCUCUCUCCAGGCACUCCUCCAUGUAUCCUCCUGUACUCUCUCUCCAGGCACUCCUCCAUGUAUCCUCCUGUACUCUCUCUCCAGGUGCUCCUCCAUGUAUCCUCCUGUACUCUCUCCAAGCGCUCCUCCAUGUAUCCUCCUGUACUCUCUCCAAGCGCUCCUCCAUGUACUCUUCUCUCUUUCCAUAGAAACAUAGAAUGUGACGGCAGAUAAGAACCAUUCGGCCCAUCUAGUCUACCCAAUUUUCUAAAUACUUUCAUUAGUCCCUGGCCUGAUCUUAUAGUUAGGGUAGCCUUAUGCCUAUCCCACGCAUGCUUAAACUCCUUUACUGUGUUAGUAAGUGCUUUGUUUGUUUUUUUAGCUCAUCCUUACCAUCUUUGUGACCUGUCCAUUUUUUUUCUAUUUACUCCCUGCAGGUGGUGGAAUGUGAAGGUGUCAUCCCUCUCUCUAUCUGCCCCACUUACAGUCCUUCCAUCUGUGAGCUGUGACCAGACUAUCCAGCUCUUGCGAGAGAAGGGUUAUGAUCAGGUGCCUAUUGUAUCUGAAGCUGGGUGAGUUAUACUACCAUCUAGGUCCUUGCCUAAUCUAUUCUAUGGCUACAUACAUAGGCUGAAAAGAAACUUAUGUCCAUCAACUUCAGCCCAGUUUGAAGCACUUCCAAUUUUGCAAAUUAGAGGAAAAUCCUCCUUGACCUCAGAAUAGCAGUCAGGUUUAUCCUUGGAUCAGGAAGCUAUUAACAUACAAUUUAAAAAUGAUAUCCUUGUAUUCAACAAAUUUCUGUUUAAACAUCUGUACAGACUCUGGUAAAACCACCUCUUCAGAUAGAAAAAUCCGCACAAGAAGUAUAGUAAGUCUCCUAGUUGUCACCAACACUCCGGGUUAACUAAAAAAAAAAAAAACAUGAUAAACAUAAGGCAAAAGAAAUGGUGUGGUGUGCUACAAUUACAUGUGUGAAGCUCACCAAUUAGAUAAUAUACAUACACUGGUUCAGUCUCCCAAAAUAUGCUGGUAGUACUCCAGUUAGGAAAUGAUAUUCCAGCUUUUAAUCACUUAUAAACAUAAAACAAAACAUAGUGUAAAACUGUUAAAUACAAUGAUAAAAGAUACGGUGAUUAAUGCACUCACAAGUGGUCCACCACUAACAGUGGCCAAAAAGGCACAUCAAUAGGUGCCUUUAGACCUGCCACAAAGGGACUCCAAUAUGUUCUGAGUCAGCUCCUGAAUGCACCAAGGUUCUGGAUCCCAAGGGGGUAAUAAAGGAGUGAGUUCUAGCUAAGGAUGUCCCAAAGAGAGCGUUAUGGAGGCUCCGUAAGCGUCUGACCGGUUUUGUCCUCAGGAGUUUUUCAAGUGUGUGUGUGUGUGUGUGUGUGUGUGUGUGAAUUCCCACCUUAAACAUGGCCGCCGAGAUAGUAGUAUAUGGAGACCAAUUGGGUAGCCAUUAGGUUAUGUCUUCUGGAUAUAUAAUCCAGUGACUAACCAUUGUACUCCUUUCCCGGACUAGCCAUCAUGUGGGGGAAGAACAACAUAAUAAAAUGUGCAUAAAAAUGUACAUUUUAAUCAACCUAAAUAUCGUUCGCCUGUAUCUUUACCGGCCCCACUCAUGGACACCAAAAAGAUGGCUGCUCGCAUAUGCAGCGGCGUUUAAGUAGUCGUGCAUGCGCCGAAAUUUUUAAAAAUAGCUGAAUCGCUCGAUCAUAUUAAAUUCAAACUGGGAGAAAGUUACAACGUACGGGCAGCCCGAACGAACAUCAGAACAAACGGUGGUUAAAUGGUGCAUUACUUUAAAGGAUUGGUGUUCAUGAAUGUUAACAAUGUGGAUGAACAAAUCAAAUGUUUAUCAAAAGGUAAAAAUCUGAUUCACUCAUUAUUGCAUUAUCGAUUUAAUGUGAUAUAAAUUGAAAUUAUUGCAGAAAAUAUUAGUACCCCAGCAAUAAUAAAAUAAAUAUAAAUGUUACAAAGAAAGUAUAAAAAAAAAAUGUAAAAGUGGGGAAAUAAAAAAAAAAAAUGAUUAACAUCCCCAUGUAAACAUCAAGACACUGCAUAUAUGACAUGAUAUAUAAUAUAUAUGCCAUUAAAAAUAAAAUGAAUAAGAAAAAUGAGUAUAACAUUUUUUGCAUCUUUACAUAAAAAAUGGUUAAGAAUCACAUGAAAGCCAUAAUGUCGACAACAUUUAAACCAGGAUCUCCAAAUGUCUUAAGUUUAUAUAUCCAUUGGGUUUCACGUUGACACACCUUUUUCACUAUAUCCCCCUUGAACUAUGUCAAUCCCAAAACAUAAAAAUUGCUUAAAAUCAAACUUGCUGUUGUUACUGUAAAACAACAACAACAUUAUUUUGCCUUGGACUAAAUCUCCUUUCUUUCAGUCUAAAUGGGAUUAUCAGAGCCAUGGCAUACAAUCUAUGAACUUCGUGUGCAGAGACACUUUAUCAAAGCAGAUUAUACCUCAUCCUUCUAUAGCCGAACAAUUCGGAAAAAACUGUAAUAGUAAAUCAAACCAUGCUAGUUAAAAUCAUAGAUCACAAAAACCCCAACCAGCUGUCCAUAGAAGAAAGCCGGAAUAUUUCCUAAAUUUCUCUCUCAUAAGUUAGAGAAGUGAAAAUAAAAUGUAUGUAAAAUUUAAAGUGUCUUCUUGAUGGUUUGUCCUGGAUAUAUUUGUAUGUUAUCAAAUCCCCUCUGAAGCAAAUAAAAAAAAAAUAAAAAAAACUAAAUAGGUUUAAAUGUGUUAACCUUUCUUCAGAGCUGAUAUGUUCCAUUCCUUUUAUUAAUUUUGUAGUCCGUGUCUACACUCCUUCUAGUGCCAUAAUAUCCUUUAGAACAGGUGCCCAAACUUGCACAGCAUAUUCAAUAUGUGGUCUUACCAGCGAUUUAUAAAGGGCCCUCCAGCAGGUUAGUCUUUGUGUCGAUGUGAGCUAAGCGAGUGGGCACCAUGUGCUAAUGAAACAGACGUUUUCUAUUUGUCUCCUAGUGAGAGAGGCACUUGGAGACCCUGCUGAGAUUUGCUGCUGCUGUCAAUCUCAGGAUGACCAGAUCUACCACGUUCACAGGGACACACAUUAUUUUGUCGUAUUUAUGAAAACGUUUGCCCUGCGGUAUAUGUAGUGCAUCUUCUGAUACCUCAUUGCCUAAUUGCUGAAUUCUGCAUACUAUGGGGCAACACUUUUCAUGUGCUGCCCAUCAAUAAGUAUAUAUCUUGUGUCCAAGAAAACCUAAUGGAUCUGGAUCUAGUCACCCUGGCCAUUCUUUAUGUCAGAAAGUCUGUUGUGACAUCAUGUGGCGUAUGUCGGUUUUUAAAGAAUCUAAUGUGUAAGGAGAGAGUUUUAACAUGUAUAUAAAGGUGUAAGAUAUUUCGACUGUCCCACCCAGAGCACAAGACAAUCUGGAUGAAAAACCUUUAGCUGCUGAAUUUAAAGCUCAAUUGGUAAAGUCAACAAUGCUAUUUUUAAAUGACCCAAAUGGUGUUAAAACUACUAACCACUUCAAGAUGGCAAACAUCUUUGCAGACUUUUCCAAGCAAGUUUAUAACCUGUCAGCAGAACCUGCAACUGGCAAGCCAACUACCCAAGAAAUAUCAGACUACCUAGCUACACUCCCCACAAUCUCCACCAACCAAAUGUUAAAGUUCCAUCUUCCAUUCACUGAGAAGGAGAUCCUCACCAGGCUCAAAUCUCUUCCUAACCGUGAAGCCCCAGGCCCAGAUGGAUUUUCUAAUGGAUAAUGUAGGCAAUUCUGCAAAAUUCUCUCACCUCACCUCGCUUCCCUUUUUAAAAAAAUGUUUCAAAAACACAGUAGUAGGGCUAGUAGAAAUGCAGUUAUUACUCUUCCUAAACCAGGUAAAGCUUAUACGUCUUUCUCUAAUUUCCGUCAAACGUCACUAUUAAUUGACGAUAUUAAAUAAUAAACCCAACUUUAGCCUCCCCUACUUAGACCCCAAUUACCUCAACUGGUCUCCCUAGAACAGGGGUUCUCAACGUUAGUCCUCAGGACCCCCUACCAGUCCAGGGUUUAGGGAUUACCUGGGUGUGUCUAAGGUGUUUAGAAAAAGAAAAAAAAAAACACCUUCUAAGGUGUUUUUUUCCUUUUAUCUAAACACCUGAGACACACCCAGGUAAUCCCCAAAUCCUGGACUGGUAGGGGGUCCUGAGGACUGGGUUGAGAACCCCUGCCCUAGAACAAGCUGUUUUUGUACCUUAAAGAAAAGUCUCUAACACCAGACUAAAUAUUCUGGAGAUCAUUCAACUUAAUAGCACCUGUAGUGUAGUCCUAGCCCUCAACACCAAGAAGGCAUAUGAUAGAUUUAAUAGUUAUAUGACCAGCACCAUCAAAAAAUGUGUACCCCGGGGGCGUGGCUAGACACGGAGAAAGAUGGCCGCAGGAGUCCUCAGCUCUGCACCACGAGCUAGGCAAUAUCAUUCAAUUGUGAGAUUCCUGCGGGAAAGAAGAUUAUAUUCCUGAGAUGUCGCAACCCAAAACCCGUCGGCACCAAGACAAGCCCGACAAAAUGAACUUCUUCGCCCAAAAAAAGGUUGCGGCCCUGGCAAGACAGACCGCCACAGCAGACCCUCAAGAUGGCGCCGAACACUCGGGGAAGCAGCCCGAGGUCAGAGACAGACUCACUGCACGAUAGUGAACCGCUCACCACAGCCUUUUUAAAACAAGCCCUGGACGAACAAUCCCAACGACUGGUAUCUAUCUGGCAACCCAGUGUCGCAGAACUGAAACGCGACCUACAAGAUGUCGGAUCUCGCACAACGCAUGUGGAGGCCAAGAUGGAAGACCUGGUCGAUGCACACAAUGCGUCCGCAGAGCAACUAAAAUCCCUCCUCAAUCAACUUCAAAAAUGUGAGGCAAAGCUCAUGGACCUUGAAGAUUGAUCCAGAAGGAGCAACAUCAAGCUGAGGGGCAUACCAGAGACGGUUCUCCCGGCGGACCUCCCCAGCCAUGUACACAGCUUUUUCAAACUCCUGACACCCGAGAUCCCCACGGACAUGCUGCUGCUAGACCGACUGCACAGGAUCCCGAAACCCCAACAUAUAGCUGCAUCCUUACCCAGAGAUGUGUUAUUGAAAGCACACUACUUCCAUGUAAAAGAUCUCCUGAUGAGAAGAAGCAGAACCGCGAAAGACCUUCCAGCUGAAUACACCGGCAUCAAGAUGUACUCAGAUCUCUUCAGCAGCCACCCUGAGACAAAGGAAAACCUUCCAGCAAGUGACAGAGACCUUCCGCGCCAACCGCAUCUUAUACCGCUGGGGCUUCCCUGUCCGCCUGAUUGUUUCCAGAAAUGGAACCACCAACGUCAUACACACGGUGGAAGACGGUCUGAACCUCCUGCACCAGUGGAACCUGACCAUUGUGGGCAAAACACAGGCUCUGAAACCACCGAGAAAAGUGGUCAAGGACUGGCACGUUGCCGACUGAUGAUCCACUGCAAGUAUUCCCGCUCCGGCGGUAAAAUACCCCUACUGCUCUAACACUUAAUUAUUGAUUACCGGCCACUACUAUCUUUAAGGCCAAAUUGCAUUAGCCUGAUAGACGCCUGCGGACUUAACAUUACCACAGUUUGCAGUACGCAAAUAAUUAUUAACCAUCACAUUGCAUUUAUAUUUGUCCAUAACGUUUGCAAGGUGUACUAGCAGUAUUGUGACAUAAUUUGCCUAAUGGUUUAACUGUUGUUGACCCAUACUGUUUACUAGAGGCAUACGCAACACCUCGCCACACUUUAUUGGACUGACGCCACAAAUUGACUAAUGUGUGCCCACGACAACUGACGCAUAAGGGGCAACAUACACUACCCACACUGAUCGACUUACAUGGGUGACCGCGGUCCACCCAAGCCGUCCAUCAGGCAUAUUCACAAGACCACAUCUCGAGUUCCACCUAAACUGGUACACCCGGCUAGUCCGCAAGUAAGAUAGUUGUAGAGGUACUGCUAAUCCAGGCUUUGGCCACUUACACUUACUGUAUUUAUGUUGUCUUAUAGCGGGAAUUACACACCACCUAAACCCUUGCUCCCACUACUCCAGAACCCAAAUGGAAGCUGGGGUUGAGGCCCCAUGGCACAAGCCAGAGUUAUCGAGCGUAAUAUGGCAGAAACCUCCCUUACAGAACCAGUUUGUGGUCACACACACAGAGUUGGGAGACCCCGAUGCAAAACCUAAACAGGUUACCAACUCUCACCCCUUUUCUCAACUGAAGUCCCAUACGAACAUCUCACUACAUUUAAACAAUGGUGCUCUUAAUUUGUACUGCAAAUCACGCUCAGAGACCACACAAGACCUUACUAUGUUUAUUGUUAUUUGACAGUGCAUGUUGCACCACAUACCUUUCGCCUGCUCAGGCCACCGCCUGUCCACCAUCUCCGAUCCCACGCUCUCCACAGCGCCUUGCACCGAGAUCGGGCUUAUAUGUACAUUCUUUUGUUAUCCAAGUUUAUUUCUUUUCAUCCCUGUUUCCUUCCCCCAGUUACAAUCCCAUCCCCCUCCUUCCAUCCAAAAACCCAGACAAAGAAAAUCUCAAAAAAGGCACCCACACGCCCUCUCUUCAUAAUCAAUGGUAUAAACCGUACAUUACAUCUCAUGAUCCCACUUUUAAUCAAAAGCAGUCCGCCCUAUAACAUACACUGAUAGUCUACUCACAUAAUGUCCGGGGGCUCAACAUGCCACAUAAGAGACACAUGUUGUUACAAACUGCCAUUUGUAACUGUUAUUUUAUUUGACAAAUUGCCCUGCUUCCCUGUGUUAUGGAGAAGCCUAAUUGCCAGCCUUCUGCCCCAUGACUAUGGACCUAGUGUGUAUGGCGUUUUGACUGUAUUUGUGGGAUCUGAGCGCUGUUUGGAUAUAUUGAGCGCUCAGAUCCAAGCCAUCUGGGGAUAGGUUGAAUGUGGGGGUUCUGUUCAGUUCAAUAGGAGUUAUGUAUUUUUGUGUCUUUUUGUGUCUUUUGCUAACAUGUGGUUAAUGGAGUCUGCCUCUAUCCCUGGAUAAUUGGAUUACUUUCCCCAUUGUCCAGGAUAGAGGCCUCUGUAAAACCGGUUUGGGCCAGAAAACCAUGCUGCCAGCCAGGCCCCAAAAGACACUUUUGCUAACUUUUGAACCCCUUGUCUGAUUUGUGCCAUUUUUUAAUAUGUUGCUCCCCUUAAUGGAUUGAUUCCAAAUAUGUAAUUUUUAUGAAGAUUGGAUGUGUAGUUUGGAAGUUAUAGUACAUGUAUAAAAACUGUAUUUUUACUGUUCUGUUUUAAUUAUGUUAUGUGAUUAUCUGAGGGAUGGGAAUUUCCCCGAAUGUAUAUUGUUCCGAUUGGUUAUACUGCUAAUUAUGUGGGUGUCUCCCUUGCAUGGGCAGAAUCUCAUAAAAGCAGAGUGUGUGCCAUUAAACAUCAGAUCUUCUUGACCCUCAAUACGUAGCCUUGUCUCGUUAUUGGAGGGAACUGCUAUAUCACACUGGGGAUUGCUAUGCUCUGCAUACUCCCCUGAGCUUUUAAUCACUUAGCUCUUUUAAGAGCUGUUCCUGUUACGCUCUCCUGGAGGAGAGGUCUUCCCCACACGGUCCUGGAGGACAGAAGCUGAUCCAGGGUGGAAGGAAGACGGCGAGACUCCAGUUAAGCUACGGCGGUUGUGGAGUCUGCGGUGGUUGUGGUGUCGGCUGCAGUGUUUGGAGUCCUCAGGAAGCGCUAGGAGCAUCCAUCAACGGAGGGUACUCGGUCGGAGUACAGGGAGCUCCGUUACACGUUACUUCAAAACUAGUAUCACUUUUCACUUUCACCACGGCACAAAAAAAACAUACCGCAGGACAUGCUCACGGCCAACGUGGCCACUCUACCCAAACCCGGUAAACCACCAACCCAUUGUGCAAAUUUUAGACCGAUUUUUUUCCCUACUAAUUUUGGACGUGACGAUCCUGGCUAAAGUCUAUGCCAACAGACUGACUACAAUCCUGCCGACUGUUGUGCACUCUGACCAAGUCGGCUUUGUGGGUGGCAGGCAGGGAGCGGACGGUACACGAAAAGCCCUUGCAUUACUACACACCAUGCAUAGACGCUUCCCCAACAGCCUCUUACUAUCCUUAGACGCUGAAAAAGCCUUCGACCGCCUGCACUGGUCAUUCCUGCAGGCGGUCCUGGUUAAAUUUGGUUUCCCUUCACUUUUUAUCUCCAUGAUCAAAUCACUAUACAGCAACCCUGAGGCCCGGGUCUUCACGUCCGGAUUCCAAUCAAGAUCCUUCCCUAUUACUAAUGGCACUCAACAGGGGUGCCCCCUCUCACCCCUCUUGUACAUUAUAGCUUUAGAACCCUUAGCUGAGGCCAUUCGCUCAUCAACAGAGAUCACGGGAAUCAAAGUCGGGGGGGGGGGGUAGAACAUAAAUUAAAUCUUUUCGCUGAUGAUGUCCUUCUAACCAUAACUGACCCACACAAAUCCUUACCAGCAUUCCACAACAUACUACAGUAAUUGCUCGUACUAUAAGCUAAAUCUACCUAAAACACAGGCCGUGGGGAUGGAGGAUGACUAUCUAUCCAACCUGCAAAGCCAGUUCUCUUAUGACUGGAGAACGGACUACCUCACAUUCCUGGGCAUAAAACUCCCACACACUAUGUCCGACUUGUACCACUUAAACUAUGUUAAACUUAGCAAAGACAUUACCAACACCCUCCUGCACUGCAGGAAUAAAUUUAUAUCCUGGUCUGGUCGAAUAGCAGCAGUAAAGAUGGUGAUACUACCCAAAUUACAAUAUUUAUUUAGGACAUUCACCUUGACAGUGCCGCCUGCUUACUUUCUAUCUCUCCAGAAACAAAUUAAUUUAUUCAUAUGGCAUGGAAAACGACAGAGAGUCACUUUAUCUACACUGCACCGACCAAUGCAGAUGGGCGGCAUGAGCCUCCCUAACGUGCAACUAUACUACAAAGCAGCAGUCUUGGCCAGUCCCUUUCCUAUUAACCAACAUACAUCUCCCCCCUCCCCCUCCCCAGUGGGUCUCUAUAGAACAACACUGGUUGCAAACCCAAGACAUCAAAACAAAAGUAUGGAUGUUACCCCACCAAAGGGGAAACACCACAAAUGCACUUCCCGCCACCUUAAUGACACUAAAAAUCUGGGAUGCCACCCGCAAACUCCUGUGCAGCUGCUACCCGAUCCCCUUUUCAACCCCAAUUAAGACCCUGGCGCAAACGAUACCUGACUUUAACUACAGAGCAUGGAACAGAUGUGGGGUGUUCUACAUACACUCCCUAUUAGAAAAAGGCAAACUAGCCACAUUUGACCAACUGAAAAUUAAUUCCAUAUUGCCAAACACGGCAUACCACUCUUAUCUCCAGCUGAAUUCAUGGUGGAAAACCCAUGUACCACAUCCUAUAUCACCCACUACUACUAACGCCCUUUGAAAAAAGUAUAAUGGCAGAUACACCAGCGAAAAAGCCCAUCUCCACAAUAUACAGGCUAUUACUGCCCCAACAAGGAAUUAAAUCCCUUACUUGUGUACGCUCCUGGGAAAAAGACCUAGCUCAAACCCUGUCAGAGCAGACCUGGCUGACCGCAGUAAACGCAACCAGAGGCCUGACGUUUUGCGCUUCACACUUAGAGAUCACCCGUAAACUUUUCUACUGCUGGUACAUGGUCCCAACACGCCUAGCCACCAUGGACCCGAAACUGCCCAGCAUUUGCUGGCACUGCAAAAAAGAGACAGGCACAUUCUUACACAACUGGUGGAAAUGUAUGAAACUCCAGCCAUACUGGAAAGAGGUUAUCUUAUUAAUACACCAACACACUUCAAUCAUGACACCGAACUCCCCGACUUCUCUGCUCCUACUCAUGUUGGAAGCCGACUACCCCAAACCAUUUAAAUACCUGAUACUCCACGUACUGGUAGCGGCCCAAAACUUUAUCGCAAAAAAUUGGCUAUCACCCACCAAUGCAACUAUGCAAGAACUGAUCAGACACCUAUCCCAAAUUGGGAAAUAUGAAACAAGUGUAUCCCGCAUACCACCCAACAAAGGUUGGAGACAUGAAGUAUGGGAAAGUUGGGAGCUGAAACACCCGACUUGAGAGUAACAUACACACAUUGCAGCCAUUAACACUCAUAUCACCAAUUAUAAAAGACGGCACAAACACCAGCCAACCUCUAUGGAGCCCACCCACCGAAGGAAAAGCACUCACCAUAUCGCAAGCCCAGGGAAUAACGCUCUUAGUAAGAACCCUUUUACUCCCCUGCGAAGAACUGGCGGGAGACAAACUCCCCCCCCUUUCCCAUGCUACAUCCCCCAACUACAUAUCCUAGCCUUCCAAGGCCAGACUAAGGGAAACUCCAUCCCACCGUGAGCCACACAGGCACACAAAAACAUAGAAGGUUGCAACUUAUAUCGUAAAUUCGGUUUGAAAACAAUGUGUUCCUAUCAUGACUGCGAGCUACUGGAUAACAAAAAAUUGAUGAAGGAUGUAUGUUCCAGUGUCUUAACUUCCUCCCUUUUCUUUUCUGUACCCCCAAAUCGCAUUUUUUAUGACAAAAUAAAAAUUGUCAAAUUGGAAAAAAAAUAAAAAAGUGUACCCCUUCCCUCCUUAACGGCAGUCAUGAGGUUGUAUACGUCCCAACUGCACAUACCUUAUCCUCUGGCUUCCUUUCAGAUGCCUUCCCUAUAACAAAUGGGUUGAGACAGAUUUGCCCCCUCUCAUUUUCAUCUUCGCCAUUGAACCCAUAGUACACAGGAUUAAACCAGCCCCAAACAUAAUGGUAUCUCAGUUCCUAUAGAUACACAAACAUUAUCACUAUUUGCUGAUGAAAGUGUUAAAAUGAUGUCAUCAGCUGAGUCCUCGAUCUCUGGCCUUUUACACCUACUCACAAUAUGACAAAGUUUCUUAUUACAAGAACCGUAUAACAAAGACCUAAAUCUUACCUGUCCAUGUGCUCCCAGGUCUACUCAACCAGCUUCAUUCGACACAUUGUUUCAACUUAAAGGGACGCUAUAAGCAUCAAAACAAAUUUAGCUUAAUGAAGCAGUUUGGGUGUAUAUAUCAUGCCCCUGCAUCCUCACUGCUCAAUUCCCUGCCAUUGUUAUGAAUUAGAUCACUUUGUUUAUACAGCCCUAGUCACUCCUCCCCUGGCUGUGACUGAUACAGCCUCCAUGUGAAAAUGUGUUUCACUUUCUAUCAGGUGUUAACUUACUUUAAAAGUUUUUAUCUCCUGCUAUGUAAAUUGAACUUAAAUCACUCUUCCAAGCCUUUAUUUCAUGGGGUUAGCUGUCAGACACCAGGCCAUUUGGUGGAAUGACAAUGAAAGACUCCAAUAAUUCAGAGAUUUAAAAAUCCCUUGAAUCGCAGUCCCAGAACUGUAGUGCCUAGCCCUCCUAUAGCUCAAAUUAAUCCCUAAAGACACAUAAAGCAUAUGUUUCCAUAACAUCAGCCUGGGCACUCAAUCUGGUGAAAUAGUGUUAAUAAAGAUGGUAUGAAGUCAUUAAUAAUUGAUACAAAAGCAGCAUUUAGAAAGGAAUAUAGUCUGGGUCCCUGGGAUAUUCCUGGAGAAGGCUGUCAUCACUAUCUACAGAGAUACGUGUUUCUUUCCAUCACACUAUUUGUUUUAAGUGUUGGAUGUGUUUGUUUAACAUUAAUAAUUGGUAGCCUGAGGAUUAACAAUUUAUUAUGUUAUUUUUAUAUAGCGCCAACAAAUUCCGCAGCGCUUUACAGUGGGUGGAAGAACAGGGAUUGAGGGCCCUGCUCAGUGAGUUUACAUGUUAGAGGGAGUGGGGUAUAGUGACAGUAAGAGAGGGAUUGAGGGCCUGCUCAGUGAGUUUACAUGUUAGAGGGAGUGGGGUAUAGUGACAGGAACAGCGGGAUUGAGGGCCCUGCUCAGUGAGUUUACAUGUUAGAGGGAGUGGGGUAUAGUGACAGUAACAGAGGGAUUGAGGGCCUGCUCAGUGAGGUUACAUGUUAGAGGGAGUGGGGUAAAGUGACACAAAAGGUAAGGAGAGUAUUAGACUAAUGACAGUUGCAAGAGAGGAAUCAGUCGGGAGCUAUUAACAGUUUAAUUGAUGAAGUGGAUUUUAAUGAUUUUUUUGAAGGAGUGGAGACUGGGUGAACUUUGUGGAACGUUUCGCCGAAUGGUUCACGGAAUAUCGUCGUUCUUGUGGCGAAAUUGGUCCCAUAGGAAUGAAUGGCAAAAUGUUCAGAACUAGAGUGGGAGCUGGCAAAAGCUGAAAAAUCCGGGCAUGAUUUCUAAACUGCCACCACUACCUCAUUUUCAAGCCCACCUACACAAAUCUUAUAUCAAAACGUUCAGCUAUCCCUGCUGCCACUAGAAAUGUCCACGGCUAAGCCAUAGUCCUGAUAGUUUUCACAAUAUGACCAUUUGUUUGCAACUCACGCCAUCCAUUGACCUUCAUUGAAACUCCACUCUAGCCAGCUCAAACUUGAAGGGCAAUAUCUAAACUGCGACUGUGCCUUCGUUUUUAAUACUUCAGAGACAUACUAUGCAUCAAAAUGUAGGUCUGGGUCUUGUGAUUCUCGCAAUAUAAAGCUCUUCACUGUAGGAUUUAUAGUUUUUACGACCGUUUGAAGAUGGCAACCGCCAAAAUACUCUGACCUGUGCCAGGCUGCAGCAGCAAGUGAUGUCAUAGACAGGGCCUUUUGUACACCUGCUAAUGUUUUUAUAAAUGUAUGGUUUAAUGUAACUGUGCAACAACGUUGCAAUUAAACGUGCUAUAUAAAUGAUAACAGUUACUCCGCCCACUCCAGUUGUAGACUACUGGUGGAGGCAAGAACACUUCACACAAUUUUCCCAGUUUAUUUUUGAGGUCUCAGACUUUUUUCCUCUUUUUUUUGCUUUGUAAACCGUUUUAAUCUACCUGAAUCUAUGUCAAGAGAACAACUUUUUGGGAGCAACUUUGACUUCCUCAAGUUUAUAAACCAUCCAAGAUUCUGUAGUAAACUCAAGGUUGUUUGGAUAGUUAAUUGUAACUUCUCUCUGGAGUUUGCUUUAAAAAGCAAUAGUCUAGAUAAGCUACCAGUGAAACUAAUUAAAUGUGCAGCGAUCAGCGUAAGAAUAUUUAUGUAGAUUGGAAAAGUGGACAAAAUGUAAUAGUGAAAAUUAUUCUUCAUGCUUUGCCCAUGAACCUGAAAUCUUCUUGAACACCUUGACAUAGGUACGUGAAGGUAUUGUUGCAACACUUUCCUGCUAGACACCAAACAGGUCCCCUCUAGCCACGUUACUGGAAACCUGUGGGGAGAAAUAUACUUACUACUUCAGCGCCAGCGAAUAGCUCCUCCGCAUUCACUGUCACCAAGCAAUUUAUACCAGCAGUCAAACAUUCAAGGGCGCCUCCUUAAAUUGUUUUGAAAUCCAUAACGUACCGUCAUCUAGGGGACCCAAUGCUGUUUGAAGUCACAGAGAUGAUGUGGACCAAUCAGGACACAUGUGAACCUAUUUAACCCCUUAAGGAUACAUGAUAUGUGGGAGAUGUCAUGAUUCCCUUUUAUUCUAGAAGUUUGGUCCGUAAGGGGGUUAAAGCCUGCCCUAUUGUAGUUUCCGUUUGUUCACCCGUUUAGUGCUUCAGCAACGCUUAUGACUUCCUGUUAUUGACCUUGGCUUCUUUUGACUAUGUAAACGUCUGGUAUCCUGACCCGGCUUGUAUAUUGAUCGGUGUAUUUCUGGUAUCCUGACCCGGGUUCUAUAUUGAUCAGUGUAUUUCUGGUAUCCUGACCCGGCUUGUUUUUCGUGUUUCCAUAUUCUUUAUUCCUGACUUGUUUCUGUCUGUUAAUACGUUGGUCCACCUACUCCAAGGCCCAAUUAUGUGGCUUUUGGACCGGUAUCCUCUUUCCUGUGUGUAAGGGUAACGGCUACCGUGACAGAUACGUCAUAGGGGCCAGCGAGCCAGUGUGGGAGAAUAGAAAGGGAUACACCAAAAAGUCUGUACUGGCAGAAAUCAGAAGAACAAGAAACCAGGUUGUGAUGAGGAAAUCAGAUUUGCAUUUAAAAAAACAAAACCAAAAAAAAACGUGAUGUGAAACCAGGGAACACAAAAAUUGGAAUCAAAGUAAAGGGCAUUAUGGUCAAUGGUAGUGGUGCCAUAAAGAAUGCACAUUUGAUGCUUGUGUAUAGAGAAUACACCAGCAUUAAGGGGUACAUUAUAUGAGUACGCCAAAAAAUAUACAACAGAUCUUGCCACCAUCUCAACAGUUAGCCAAGUGAUCUGUCAACAACACUGUGCGCAGAGGAAUCCAGAGCCCAAAGUGAUGGCAAAUUGUCUCCCAGGUAGAAGUACCUUAUGCCUUUGUCUUUGUAACUCUAAUUUAUCUUAGCUCCUUCUGCCUGCCGGGGAAUAUGUCUUGGGUGUCUCCCACAGCUCAGCUGCAUCUCGAUCACCUUGUUGACGUGUCUAGAACACAUAACUGGAAUAUAUAUUCUAACCCAGGUCUUGUCACUAGUGGGGUACCUCUGGGAUCUGUACUAGGACCCAUAAUCUUUAAUAUUUCUAUUAGUGAUAUUGCAGAAGGUCUUGAUGGUAAAGUAUGUAUUUUUGCUGAUGAAUGCUUGGUUGUAUAGGGAGAUGUAUUAGCAGUAGAAAGAGGGAAGAGCUCAUGCCAUUGUACAGAACACUGGUGAGACCUCACUUGGAGUAUUGUACACAGUACUGGAGACCGUAUCUUCAGAAGGAUAUUGAUACCUUAGAGAGGGAUCAGAGAAGGGCUACUAAACUGGUUCAUGGAUUGUGGGAUAAAACUUACCAGGAAAGGUUAAAGGAUCUUAACAUGUAUAGCUUGGAGGAAAGACGAGACAGGGGGGAUAUGAUAGAAACAUUUAAAUAUAUAAAGGGAAUCAACACAGUAAAGGAGGAGACUAUAUUUAAAAGAAGAAAAACCACCACAACAAGAGGACAUAGUGUUAAAUUAGAGGGACAAAGGUUUAAAAAUAAUAUCAGGAAGUAUUACUUUACUGAGAGGGUAGUGGUUGCAAGGAAUAGCCUUCCAGCUGAAGUGGUAGAGGUUAACACCGUAAAGGAGUUUAAGCAUGCAUGGGAUAGGCAUAAGGCUAUCCUAACUAUAAGCUAAUGCUAAGGACUAAUUAAAGUAUUUCGAAAAUUGGGCAGACUAGAUGGACCGAAUGGUUCUUAUCUGCCGUCACAUUCUGUGUUUCUAUAACCAAAUCCUUGAAGGGACAUGCACAACUUUGAGGCAACUGUCUCAUUUAAAAGUGUUGGCUUUGUAUGAGGCAAUUGCCUUAGUCUGCAUCCUGGUAAAAUAGGUUCCUUAUGCUUUCCACGCCCACUUUGUGGGGGUAUUGAUCUAACCAAUCAGUGGCCUAUCCCUAAGAAUGCUGGAAAAGUGCAUUGAGUGUGCCUGACAGAUUUACACCUGUGUGGUCGUAAGUUAUCUUUUACCUUGGAACAUCUUAACAGGGGGAGAAGAAAGGGAGUCUGAUCAGUGUGAUCAUACAAGCAGACUGCAGUAUCUGGUUUCUCUCUCCUGCUGCUGCACAAUGAUGCCCUGUUUAUGUUGUUAGUAGACUGGUCUGAAACUGAGCUGGGUAGGUAAGGGAGACUGGUUAAGAAACUCCUCUAACUGAGAGGCCAAGUUUAGAAGUUUGUAUUACAUACUUAAAAGAUAGGUGGGCUGAGUCUGUCAAAAGAGUAAUGAUCGGGGAAGAACUGACCAAAAAAAGGAUUGAUAAUCCUUGAAUAUUCUGUACCUGAGCCCAUCUAAAGCUAAUGCUUCUGGUUUUUAGGGUGUUCAUAUAGACUAAACCGGUAGACUCAAGAUGGUUGGGUUUCGGUGAUCCACACUGAACUCCCCUUGUGAUUUCAUAGACUGAUUACUGUAAACCCCCUUAUAGCACUUUAUAAUAACCAUAUAUUCCUUUCCCUCUUUAUGGGGGGGCUCUUUUAAUUCUUUACUCAAUACUUCACCCUAGAUCCUAAAAAAAAGGUAGGGUUCCCUUACUCUCCCCAGUCGUCAUCCUUCCCAGGAUCCUCAGUUCUAUUUUUAGGGACCCUGUAUUUUGUAUUUGUGUUACUCAUCCUCAGGAUUGUCGGGUUGUGUUAAACGCUGUCCUCUGAUACAGCCAUGUGCUGUAAGUGGUCACACUGAGUAACCUAUUGUCCCCUGUCACAGGCUGGUCCUUGGAAUGGUCACCUUGGGAAACAUGCUGUCCUCCCUUUUGGCUGGAAAGGUAAAGCCAUCAGAUCCUGUCACCAAAGUCAUCUACAAGCAGUUUACACAGGUAAUAUCAAUGUGGAUGCCACACUCUCUAGGACUUGAGUCCAAGCCAAGUCUCCCUUUCUAGAUAUAGAAACAAAAUAUUGAUGCAGACACUCAAAUAUAAAAGCCAAAAUAGCAGCUUUAUUUAGAGAAAACCAGCAGCAACGUUUUAACCCAUCAGGGUCCUUGUCAAGCUUUGUCAUGGUCUGUGUUGUGCUCCUCAGACACUGGGAUUUAUCCCUAAUAUUUAGGUAAAUUAAUGGCAGAACUAGCUAUUAUACUGCAUCACAUAGUCUCCAGCCUGCCCAAAGCUAUAAUGCUGGCGUUGACAUGCUCAUAGACUGGCCUAAUAUAUGCUAACUGUGAAUUAACCCCUUAACUUCUAUUCUCUAUCACUGUGGGUAGAAAAACUGGAUUUAAUCCCAGUUUAAAAAAUAAAUAAAUAAAAUUCCAGUGGUUUGGCAUCUUUCACCGGUUUUUCACGUAAAGAUAUUGUCUUGUCUUCACCCUAUAGAGAUCUUCCCGGGGUCGUUGAGAACGAAUGGGGAAAAUAAAGCCCUUUUCUCUAAAAUACAGAUUAAAGAGUAUAGUGUCACUAUUUUGAAUUCAGUUUAAUAAUGAAAUAUUUAUUUACAUGUAGAGAGAGCAGUUCAGUAGAUUUCACUCCUACAGCUGCCUUCUGACAAGACAGUCAUGGUAAUUAAUGCAAAUUAACGUAUUUGUUUCAUCUCAAUCAAUCUAAAAUGAAUACAUAUUCUGCUCCGUAGGCCAAUAUACCUGGCUAAUAGCCGAGCAAUCUCUCUAGGAUGGCCUCAUCUCAAGCUAACUGAGCAAACUCCUGGGUAUAGUCCCUAUUAGUCAGUGUGACCUCAUUUCUGGCUAACAGAGAAAGCAUGUGGGGUCAGUACUUGAAUGGAAAGAAUCCAAACCUUUUUUUUUAUAUUUCUCCUUUCUUCUUGUUGGGUGGCUCUCAAUGCUCUUAAUUUGCAUAUAUCAUUCUCCUAGGUGUUAGUCAAAUACAAUACACAUCGAACUUGCUUUUCUGUAGGUUUAUUAUGUUAAUACUAAUAUAUAAAUAUAUAAAAUAACAAAAGGAUUUUUCAAAAUGGUGGAUCAAUAGCAGAUGUUGCUUGCUGGACUCGGGAAGAGAUAGAUCUACCCCCGAUAUUCCAUAAAGGAUGGACGUGCUGAACUCUUUCUUUGUGUAGUAAAACCAAAUGUAAACAUGGAUGUAUUGGUAUCAAUCCAUGUUCUAGAAUUCUCAGCCAAAGAAAGACAUGAGACUUAUUGAUGCUGUCUGUUACAGCCAUGUCGAAUGUGAACUUGUCAAUAGGGUUUGGAAACCAUGCACUCCCUAUUAGUCAGUGUGACUCUAACUCUAACAGAGGAACUCAUGGGGUACUCGUUGUGAGUUGCCAUCACUCAUACAAACUAGAGGAAUUGUGGGGAAAGCGAGUGUGUAUGAAUUAUUUGUGGUAGAGACUGUGCGUAUAGACAAUCCCAGCAUAUUCUGUGGAGGGGUCAGGCCCAUGAAUGCUAACCUUGUACUUCCUAUGUUUGACACUUCCAGGUCCAUCUUAUGGAUAACCUGGGGAAACUCUCACGAAUCCUGGAGACUGAUCACUUUGCUCUUGUGGUUCAUGAACAGAUACAGUGUGAGUUUAAUUUUCCAUAAUCCAUUCUCUUCCUGUAUUAUCUCUUCCAGCCAUUAAUACCUUCUCUGACUUUGGGGCUUAACCACCUUCUUUAUAUCCUUUUAUCAUCCUCUGGCAGUGAUAUUAUCCCCCACCCUCUUGCAGUGCUAUUAUCUCCCACCCUCUGGCAGUGCUAUUAUCUCCCACCCUCUGGCAGUGCUAUUAUCUCCCACCCUCUGGCAGUGCUUUUAUCUCCCACCCUCUUACUUUGCCCAGAUUGUGGUACCUUUGUAACAAGUCAGCGUUUUUCUCAGCAGAUCACAGUGAUGGUUCCUCUAGUAAGAAGCAGAUGGUUUUUGGAGUGGUAACUGCUAUAGAUCUCCUUAAUUUUGUAACUCGAGAGCGUGAGCGACGUGUCAGUGAAUCUGGAGACCGUGAUCCGAGUGAAAGAGUAAGGCAUUUCAGUGCGUCUUGA
Molecule: messenger RNA, 41399 nt
Organism: Pelobates cultripes (western spadefoot toad)
Lineage: Eukaryota; Metazoa; Chordata; Amphibia; Anura; Pelobatidae
Source: the annotation of a GenBank genome assembly